CAAGGUGGUGGCCACCAUCUGAUGUGGCCACUUUGCGCCUGCCCCUCUCUGCAGGCCCCUGACUGCUGACUGCAUCCGCCUGCUGCCACCUGGGUUUGUCUGGAGCUGCUGGGACUGUCCUGGGAUCCAGCCUGCUUGCCCCCUGAGGCCGGAGAGAUGCUCCCAUUGGCCAAAGCCCUCGCCUCCCCCAGGAAUCCCCAGACCCCCGCCCUGGGGGAGCAGGACGGGGCUCCUCAGCCGGCCAGCCCUGGGGAUACUGAGGCCUGGCGCCUGCGUUUCCGACAGUUCCAGUACCGCGUGGCAGGCGGGCCACACCGUGCACUGGGUCAGCUCUGGAUGCUGUGCCGCCAGUGGCUGCGGCCCGAGGCGCACUCCAAGGAGCAGAUGCUGGAGCUGCUGGUGCUGGAGCAGUUCCUGGGUGCGCUGCCCAGCAAGAUGAGGACCUGGGUGCAGUCGCAGGGCCCCCGAACCUGCAGGGAGGCCGCUACCCUGGUGGAGGACCUCACACAGAUGUCGCAGCAGGAAGUUCUGGUAUCUCUCACCGACCACCAGGACAAGAGCAUCAGCGAGGAGGAAGACGGGAAGAGCCCGAGGUCCCAGAAAGACCCAUCCCAGGCAUCGGAGCUGGGGCUCCCCCAGGAGGGCGAGUGGCUGCAGCCUGCCCAGCCCCAGCGGAGUCCCCACACCAGGGCGGGGGCCGAGGCAUCCUGCACCCUGGGCUCACUCGGGCUUCAGCCUCCUAGCAUGAAGGCAGACAGACUGAAGAUGCUGCAGCCUGGGGUCCCCUCAGCAGCCUGCCCAGACCCCACCCUCCCAAGUGCUCAGAGCAGCAGUCCCCAAAAGAGACUUGGGGACAGCGAUGCCCACCCGCCCUUACUCAAAGACACCAAAGCCUCCCCUGAAGAGGCGGGGCAACCGGCUGCUGCCUACUCCUCGGGGCGCUCAGCGGCGACCCAAGUCCCCCCAGGGGCGCGGCCCUUCGCGUGUGCCGAGUGCGGGGAGGUCUUCACCUGGGUCACCCACUUCAUCGAGCACCAGAAGCGCCACCUGGAAGAGGGACCCUUCUCGUGCCCCGAGUGCGGCAAGGCCUUUCUGCACGCCUCCGUCCUGGAGGAGCAUCGGAAGAUCCACCUGCUGCAGCCGCUGCGCAAGAGGCUCCGGCGGGGCGGGGGCGAGGGGCCAGGGGAGGCCGGCCCGUUGCAGGCGGCGGAUGGAGGCCCCCGCGCCCAGGACGCGGAUGGAGACCGACGCGGGGAGCCCUGCGGCCGCGAGCGGCCCUUCGAGUGCGGCGUCUGCGGGAAGGCCUUCCCCUGGAUGGUCCACCUCCUCGACCACCAGAAACUGCACGCCACGCAGCGACCCGGGCCCCGCCGCGUCUCCCGGGUGUCGCUGCGCCUGGCGCUUUCCCCGGGUGAUAGCGAACCCCGAAGGACUCGUCCUGCGGAGCGACCCGGGCCCCGACGCGUCCCCCGGGUGUCGCCGCGCCUGGCGCUUACCCCGGGUGACAGUGACCCCCCGAAGGUCUCGUCCUGCGGAGCGACCCGGGACCCACCGCCCCGCCGCCGCGUUCCCCGGGUGACAGCGACCCCUGGCGGACUCGUCCUGCAGGCGACCCGGACCCGCCACGUCUCCGAGUGUGGCCGCGCCGGCCGCGUUCCUUGGGUGACAGCGCCCCCCAGCGCCGCGCUCAGCUCGGCGGUCGGCCGAUUGUACGAGAGCGUGGAGGCUGCUGCCUACAAGACGUCAGUCAGGCCCCUCACUGCCACGGGCCCAACCAUCCUCACGCUAACAGCUCCGAAGAUGGGGUUCUCGGAAGAUGUCUGCCCGGGCAUCCCACAGACCAACUGCCCUCCAGAGACAUCUGCCUGA
Molecule: messenger RNA, 1869 nt
Organism: Neomonachus schauinslandi (Hawaiian monk seal)
Lineage: Eukaryota; Metazoa; Chordata; Mammalia; Carnivora; Phocidae
Gene: ZSCAN1
Product: zinc finger and SCAN domain containing 1
Exons: 7
Coding region: 157-1869 (570 amino acids)
Source: RefSeq, a predicted model, not a curated record